AAGAAAGAAAAUACACUCCAACAAAAAACAACAAAAAAAAAUCAAAGGGAUUUCAUGUGUUGUGCGUGACGAAAAUCGACCAGCCACAGAGGGACUGCAGGCGUACCGAACAGCAAAUACGAAUUAAUUUCCCAAUCAUACCCGCGGGGGGAGGGCUGUCGUGUGCGUGUGUGACCGAGUUUUGUGUUCAGUUUUCCCACACGGUCGAGUUUCGGUGCAUUCGCUUUCGCCCAGCUGCAGCUCGGCUGUGUUGUGUUUUUGGUUGGCUGUGGCAGUGGUGGUGGGGCGGAUUGAUAUUUUCCCUCUUCCUCCCUUGUUAGUAGAGCAGUGAGGAAACUAUUUUGGGUCGCCGUGUGUGUGUGACAAUUAGGUCCGCAUUUUAUUGGAACGCCACACUGGAACACCUGGCUGGAAUGUACUGUGGUCAGGGUAGAGUAGUGAAGUGAUUCCUGGUUUCUGCUGCUGCUUGGAAACGGAUUGCUGAGUGGCAUUGCUGCACACUCCUUACAAGUGCAUUGAAAGUAUGCCUGGCUCGAUGCUGAACUAGAAGACCCAAGUCCAUCCGGCCUCCAAGCGGGCCCGUGCGCGAAAGUUGUGCCCGAAAGAAAAGAAGCAAACAGAAAGAAACGGUCCCCCUGUGCGGCCCACCGAAACCCGGAUACAUCCCAACAAUGAGCAAGCAUAUGUACUCCACGGCGAAUCUGUCGGACGUCGAGCUAAAGGAUCAAGGCAAUCGGCUCUUCUCCGCCCGGAAGUACGACGAUGCCGUCAAUCUGUACACGAAAGCAAUCAUCAAAAACUCCACAAAUGCCACCUACUUUACGAACCGCGCCCUCUGCCACAUCAAAAUGAAGCGCUGGGAGACGGCCUGCGUCGACUGCCGGCGGGCGCUCGAUAUGGACCCGAACCUCGUCAAAGGGCACUUCUUUCUCGGCCUCAGCCUGAUGGAGCUGGAAUCGUUCGACGAAGCGAUCAAGCACCUGCAGCGCGCCCACGAUCUGGCCAAGGAGCAGAAGCUCAACUUCGGGGACGAUAUUGCAUCCCAGCUGCGGCUGGCGCGGAAGAAGCGCUGGAACAUACAGGAGGAGAAGCGCAUAUGUCAGGAGAUUGAACUGCAAUCGUAUCUAAAUAGACUUAUCACGGAAGAUAUGGAAAACCGUAUGGCCAAGCUGAAGGUGGACGACACGAUCAACGAGGAAACGCUCAAGGAAAAGGCGAUGGAGAUAGAGCGAGAGGGCGAAAAUCAUAUGACUGAAUUAAACAAUCUGUUUGCAAAGGUGGACGAUAGGCGACGGAAACGAGAGGUACCUGACUACCUGUGCGGUAAGAUCAGCUUCGAGCUGCUGGUAGAUCCCGUCAUCACACCGUCCGGCAUGACGUACGAGCGGAAGGACAUCGAGGAGCAUCUGCAGCGGGUCGGCCACUUCGAUCCGGUAACGCGCGUCAAACUGACGCAGGACCAGCUGAUAUCGAACUACUCGAUGAAGGAGGUGGUGGACGCGUUCCUGCAGGAGAACGAAUGGGCGCUCGAUUAUUAGGAGACGGCGGCGACGGAAACGAAGGAAUUGCAACGCGAUUCUCCCCCGAGGUAUGUGUAGCAGUAGCUAGGAGAGGAUUACGGUUUGGAGUGCGUUUGAGACGAUAGGGGUAGAGAAAAGGGACAGUAUGUAUGUACAUGGUAGCACCAAAUUAAGCAACAGUGUGUUUUUACAACCUUGAUUGAAUGCAAAAAGUAAGAAGAACAAAAAUAAUUAGAAGUUUAAAGAAAAAAAAAAGGAAAUUUGUUAUAAAAAAGAAUUUCUAUGAUGAUCGUUAUAAUUAGGAUGAAAAACACAGAAACAAAAAAAACGCUCCGCAGAACUUCCCAUCAUAGGUUUCCCCUCCCCCUGUAGUUAACGGCCAGGAAGUAGCGCCUCAUCAACAAUUCGAUGUGAUUUAAGUUAGUGACCCGUAAAGUGUAUGGCUAGAUAUGUAAAGGGAACAGCUCGUCAGCACCGUCAGCCAGUUGGCAGCAUUGUUUGUGGAGCGCAUCAUCUUCCGUGUUCAGCGAGCUUUAGCUGUGUGUGUGUUGCACGGAAAAAAACAAUACUUACAGCAAUACUAUAUCAUCCAUUUUGUUUUGUUCUUCUACGUAGUUUUACGGUUGUUUUGAAGUGUUACGCUCCUUUCCAAUAGGUAAACUCAAUUGUAAAAUUACCCUCUUCUCCCAUUGCUGGGUUUUGGAGUCGUGGAGCGAGCGAAACGAAGCUUAACUUAACAUAUCCCAUCCUCCAUUCGUGCGUUCUUCUACUCCUUCUUACAUGUGAAAUCGUGCUCAGAAAAGUUUGUUGAGUGAUUGUUAAUGGUGUAUUUGAAUUAAGUUACAAUAAAUUUACCAUACCCACCAG
Messenger RNA from Anopheles arabiensis, 2387 nucleotides. RefSeq names its product E3 ubiquitin-protein ligase CHIP (gene STUB1). Gene Ontology annotation, biological process: proteasome-mediated ubiquitin-dependent protein catabolic process; protein polyubiquitination; positive regulation of proteolysis. The record is from RefSeq and is a predicted model, not a curated record. Gene Ontology annotation, molecular function: protein-folding chaperone binding; ubiquitin protein ligase activity. The transcript has 5 exons. Lineage: Eukaryota; Metazoa; Arthropoda; Insecta; Diptera; Culicidae. Gene Ontology annotation, cellular component: cytoplasm; Z disc. Bases 672 to 1538 code for a protein of 288 amino acids.